Gasterosteus aculeatus aculeatus (three-spined stickleback) is the source of this 747-nucleotide messenger RNA. The record is from RefSeq and is a predicted model, not a curated record. NCBI's taxonomy places the organism in Eukaryota, Metazoa, Chordata, Actinopteri, Perciformes, Gasterosteidae.
AUGAAUGUCACAGUGCGCGUCCCCCCGUAACCAGCGUUGGAUCCCUCGCGUUAACCCGAGUUAACGCUGCUUGGCGAGUAGCCGUGCUGUUGCCUUGGCUACACGGCAGUUGAUUUGUUGGCCUAACGGGACGGGUUUAGUCGCGUGAGGUUCUGACACAGGCAUAUUUCUCGCUGUAAUCAUGGCUCUCCACCUGCUUUCAAGAUCUCUUCCUGGGCUCAUUGUAGAGUCAUCGUCAAUGAUUCAGCAAAAUACUUUUAGUGUAUCAGCUGCUGCAGCAGCCAUUCAGAAGUUGACAAGAGUGCGUGUUGUGGACAACAGCUCUCUUGGAAACACACCGUAUCACCGCUCCCCGAGAGUGAUCCACGUCUACACCAAGAAUGGCGUCGGGAAGGUCGGUGACAAAGUGUUGCUCGCCAUCAAAGGACAGAAGAAGAAGGCCCUGAUUGUUGGACACAAAAUGCCUGGAGAACGCAUGAGUCCACGCUUUGAUUCAAACAACGUUGUUCUAAUUGAGGAAAAUGGAAAUCCAACAGGAACAAGGAUUAAGGUCCCGCUACCAACCCAUCUGCGUAAAGUGGAGGGAGAUUACUCAAAAGUUCUAGCAAUUGCUAGUUCCUUUGUUUGAUAACACCUUUCUGUAAUGUCAGUUGUAUACUUUACGUCUACUUGGGGUUUAUGAAUAUUGUAUGCUUUGAUGUUGUCUUCAAUAAAAGUUAAAGUGAGCAUCAAAUUGUCUCUGAAGCA